CCACGAUUAUCAAGCACCGGCACCGCACAACACCAGCCCUCAGGAUCUAUCGCGAUCCUUCUACACGCUUCGAGUCAGCCAGAACAAACCAACAAAUGUGCGGAGUCAAGAACCAGUUUUCCCUUUCUUCCUCCGCAGAACCACCCACCUCCACCCCCAACACGUCCGCCGCCCAACGACACACCCACGGUUUGCAGUCGCCACGGUGAACAGGCUCCUGCCUGAGUCCGCUCUCCUCACUCCCUCGCCAUAUAGACAUCCUCAGAACCACCACUUCCACUGGCGCCGCCCGUGCCGCUCGCCCCCAUGAAUUUCCACCCGACAUACCCAACGCCCCCGCCGGGCUACAUGCCUUACGACUACAUUCGAACGCCGCCUGUGUCUCCGUCGCCGGGGGCACACGGCUACUACUCGCCUCGAUACGCCGCCAACACCGCGACACCGUCGCCUCGAGGCUCUCCAAAGACACACGCGCGACGAUCCAGCCAGCAGGAGCCGCCAGCGUACGCCUAUACUUCUUCUCGUGGUGCGCCUCAGUACUUCCAGGGCUACUCGUCGCCGCGAUACUUUGCCUCGCAGCAAUCGACGCCUCAGCGCAACCCCGACUAUGUAAGUAAUUUCGACUAUACUCGAACCAAAAGUCGGCAUUACCGCGAUAUGGACGGCUUGCCCUCAAUGCACCGAUCCUCGCGCGAAUCCAAACGCCGUCCCUCGCACUCGCGAUACGCGCACACGACGCAAGUCUUCGACGAUGGCUACGCCUACGUCUACGACAGCAACGUCUACGACACCCCUCCGCCUCCGUACGAACCGUACGCACGAUAUCAGAGCUACGGGCGCAAUACUGAUCACUAUUAUCACGAUCAGGUCCCAAUCUACACCGAGGCAGAGCCCACAUCUCGCUCCCGACCCCGUCGCGCGUCCCACUCAAGCCGACCUCAGCCACCCACCCCGAAGCGUCCAUCGACUGCGAAGGCGACUCCACGGGCAACUGAAGAGGACGCGCGUCGAGCGGGAAUUCCAGCUGGCUACUCGUACAAGAACUGGGAUCCGACCGAAGAGCCUAUCAUGCUGCUAGGCAGCGUUUUCGACGCAAACUCCCUAGGCAAGUGGAUCUAUGACUGGACUGUCUUCCACCACGGGCCUAGCACACCUCUCUCUGAAAUUGCCGGCGAGCUCUGGCUCCUCCUCAUUCAACUAGCCGGCAAGGUCAAGCGCGCGGAAGAGUGCAUGACUAAGAUCCGCAAGACCGAGAGCCGCGAAAUGGUGGAAGACUUCCUCGAGAGUGGCGAACGCCUCUGGAUCCGGUUCGCCAAGCUGCUCAAAGUGUGCGAAGACUACAUGUGGAAGGCGGCUAAGAAGGAGACCGGCGACAAGAAGCCCGUGACCAUGGGCAAGAACAGCGGCUGCGAGUUCGUCGACUCCAUCUUCGGGCGCGAUCGCGAGCUCGAGAAGACCGAAAAACUCAUGACCGGCAUGCGCCUCUGGAGCAUGCGCUUCGACGCCAACUGCGACGAUAUCCUCCGCUACCCCUCGGCCUAG
This is a messenger RNA of Mytilinidion resinicola, 1542 nucleotides long. RefSeq lists its product as uncharacterized. NCBI's taxonomy places the organism in Eukaryota, Fungi, Ascomycota, Dothideomycetes, Mytilinidiales, Mytilinidiaceae. The coding region runs from base 307 to 1542 and encodes 411 amino acids. The record is from RefSeq and is a predicted model, not a curated record. The transcript has a single exon.